AUUGAAGCUGUCCCUGUAUCUAAACGGACUCAGACGGACAACACCGACUUUAACACGACCUGGUGCCCCCCGAUCAAAGACUGAACACAAACCAGACACAGACUGAAAACCAUGACGGCCAUCAACGCACCUCAGGAUAGAUUCCACGCAGUAUGGAUUAUUUUCUUCAUCCUGGGCUUGGGAACACUUUUACCGUGGAAUUUCUUCAUGACAGCAACAAUGUACUUCACAAGCCGACUGAAAGAUCCGAUGGCCAAAAACAACAGCAAUGUGACUACGGAACGCAGCGUGCUGGAGUCAAAGUUCAACAACGUCAUGACGCUGUGCGCCAUGGUGCCUCUGCUCAUUUUCACCUGCCUCAACUCCUUCAUACACCAAAGAAUCCCUCAGAAGCUGCGCAUCUCAGGCAGCCUGGCUGUCAUCUUCCUUGUUUUCAUGGUGACGGCCAUCAUGGCCAAAGUGGACGUAGAGCCUGUUCCCUUCUUCACCCUCACCAUGAUUAAGAUUAUCUGCAUCAACUCGUUCGGCGCCGUUCUCCAGGGCAGUCUGUUUGGACUCGCAGGGAUUCUGCCCGCCUCCUACACCACUCCCAUCAUGAGCGGUCAGGGUCUGGCCGGCACCUUCGCUGCCUUCUCCAUGAUCUGCGCCCUGGCCAGUGGGUCAAAGCUGCAGGACAGCGCUUUUGGUUACUUCAUCACGGCGUGUGUCGUUAUUCUUCUGGCCAUAACGUCCUACUUUAUGCUGCCCAAGAUGGAGUUCUUCCAGUACUACAUGGAGAGUAACAGACCGGCACCGUCUGCUGACGAGGAAAACAAGAUGGACUUGCUGAAGAAAGAAAAUCAGGACGAGAAGCGGCCGGGGACGGAUCUGAUGGAGGAGGAAUCCAGCGGCGGCACGUCUGUCUUCAACAUCUUCAAACAGAUCUGGGUGAUGGCUCUGUCUGUGUGCUUCAUCUUCACCGUCACCAUAGGAAUUUUCCCGGCGGUGACCGCCGACGUCGUUUCGACGGUGGCGAACAAAACCUGGGGCACGUACUUCAUCCCCGUGUCAUGUUUCCUCCUCUUCAACGUGAUGGACUGGGCCGGCAGGAGCCUGACGGCCGUCUGCAUGUGGCCGGGUAAGGACAGCAUCUGGCUUCCUGUCCUGUGUGGCGUCAGAGUCGUCUUCAUCCCGCUCUUCAUGCUCUGCAACGUCCAUCCUCGGAAAUACCUCCCCUGGUGGUUCAAACACGACGCCUAUUACAUCGUCUUCAUGAUCCUCUUCUCCUUCUCCAACGGAUACCUGGCCAGCCUCUGCAUGUGCUUCGGACCCAAGAAGGUACCGCAGCAUCAGGCAGAGACGGCAGGCGCCAUCAUGGCCUUCUUCCUGUCCCUCGGCUUGGCGCUGGGCGCUGCGGUCUCCUUUGCUAUCCGGGCCGUGAUCUAAACCCUGAGUUUGUGUUGUACAUAAGACCGCUUCACCCUCAUCACCUCCACCCGACAUCGGCCUGUCUGGGGCGGAGGAGCAGAAACCAGGGAGGACUAAAAAAAAAAAAACCCCAUCGGCCCUUCAUGUGUUGAGCAGGAACUCGUCCUGCUAAAAGCUAAAAUGUGUUAAUUUAAUGUUUUUAUUUUUUUACUCCAGAUUCAGGAAAUGUGUUUACUUUAAACCAAAUGUGUUACAAAAGCUCUAGAUGCUACAGUCGAGUAUUUAAGCAAUAAUGCUUUUAUAAAACUUUAUUGUCCUUCUUGAUCAGUUUUAUCAGUUUUCAGAAAUGACAAACCUCGUUAUAGAUGCGUUCAGAUGACAUCCGACAUCCUCAACGCGCCAGUAUUUAUAACCAGCAGGUACGAUUUAUAAGCUGUGAUCAUGAAUACGAUGUUAGUUACAACAGAUGUAAAAAUGCCACUCGGUGCUGGACUGCAAGCUCCUGUGAAGAAACCAAAUACACAGACGAGACGGGAAAACAAUGAACUGAAGGGACGCUCCCUUAACAAACCACAAUAACAGAAACGGUGUAAAGAUUAAUUAUGUCCUGAAGAUUGUUUUUCUCUGACAGCAGUGAUCUGGAUUCAUUACUAGUUUUAGAUCAGAUGGCAUUUUGACUUGAAUGGAAAGUAUUGUCUGUUCAGAUUUUAAUCCCACAUUUCGUGUUAUUUUUUGUUUUUUGUUACACCAAGCAUGUGGUUUUGAAAAUAUGAAUGACUGCAGCUUACGUUAAUUUGAAAAGUGAUUAAAUCAGGAAGAGUGCCAUUUUUUAUGCUUCUUUUAAAAUUAGGUUUUUAUACAAUAGUUUAUAACGUCUUCCAAGCGCUGACUUCAGAACUACAGUAUAUGUGUGUAUUUUUGUUUACGUUUAUUAGUAUUUUAUAAGUCUGCUUUAGAUGUCCAGUAUUGAACAUAUAUAAACCACCAAGUUGUACACAACGUAACCAACAAAUGCUUUAAAAGCAGCCUAGGUGUUAUGAGCUUACAGUAUUUAAUGGAAGAAUAAAUCUUUUUUUAAACAUUGA
This is a messenger RNA of Poecilia reticulata (guppy), 2492 nucleotides long. Its product is annotated as equilibrative nucleoside transporter 1-like. The record is from RefSeq and is a predicted model, not a curated record. Gene Ontology annotation, cellular component: plasma membrane. Gene Ontology annotation, molecular function: nucleoside transmembrane transporter activity. Lineage: Eukaryota; Metazoa; Chordata; Actinopteri; Cyprinodontiformes; Poeciliidae. Gene Ontology annotation, biological process: uridine transmembrane transport.